This is a messenger RNA of Neoarius graeffei (lesser salmon catfish), 1575 nucleotides long. RefSeq lists its product as uncharacterized. The coding region runs from base 1 to 1575 and encodes 524 amino acids. Gene Ontology annotation, biological process: DNA integration; DNA recombination. The transcript is spliced from 9 exons. The record is from RefSeq and is a predicted model, not a curated record. Gene Ontology annotation, molecular function: DNA binding. NCBI's taxonomy places the organism in Eukaryota, Metazoa, Chordata, Actinopteri, Siluriformes, Ariidae.
AUGCCCCCGCCGGUCCUGCCGCCUCCCCCGAUGCCCCCACCGGUCCUGCUGCCUCCUGUGAUGCCCCCGCCGGUCCUGCUGCCUCCCGUGAUGCCCCUGCCGGUCCUGCUGCCACCUCCUCUGCUGCACCGGCACCCGGAAGAGGCAAUCCGGCGCCUCCGCCAUAACAACAUUCUGCUUCAGGCCAAAAUCAAGCUCCUUAUGGGGAAAAAAGAAAAAAAGAGGGUGAAGUUUCAGAAGAGGAGGGAAGCUGCCACUGAAGAUGACAGUGGAGAGCCUGGAUAUGAAAUACUCCUCUCAAAAUAUAAGGGACGCAUCACCACCGAGAAUGCCACAUGCAAAGAGCAGAGCAACACGCAGCAGCGCGUGCAGUCGGUGCGCCAGUUCCUUAUUAACAGUGCGGUGGGCGACGUGCCACAUGCUGACCUGUUAUAUCUGCGCGACCACAGCAGGAUCCGGGAAGCUGUGAGAACAUGGGUUGCAUCCGGCCUGAAGCCCACCACGGUCAAAAAGAAAAUUAUUGAUACCAAGGAUUUUCUUAAGUGGGUGGGAAGGGCGUGGCCGGGGGGUGUCCGGCUCUCACAGAGAUCCAUAGAGGGUCUCAAAGAUGAGCUCUCUAGAGAGCUACGAAAUCUGAGGGGCAGCGUGACGUCGCACGUGGUGUCUGUCAGGCGCAACAAAUCCGAAAAUGUCCUCCCCUUGGCUGUACACUGCAGCUUCAUUAAAAAGGCCAACAAGCUCCUGCCCCAAUUUUUCAAGAAAGCUGUGACAACCAAAAAAAGGCCCCAAAUUCAGAGAUUUCUUGCCCUGCUGGCGGGGCUGAUAAUUAGUGAGACUGGCCACAGGAUCACAGUGUUGAAAAACAUGAGGGGGACUGAUGUCCUAGAGGCUCGGGAAGCGGGGCAGUGCCACGUGAUAUACGUGAAGGAGCACAAGACACGCCGCACAUUUGGCGAUGCCAGGGUGCCUGUGCACGCCAAUGUCUACCGCAUGAUGAAGACCUGGAUGAAAAGGAGGGAGGACCUGCAGGGCUGGGGAGGCCCCUUCUUUUUUUCCAGUAGUGCUGGGGGGAGGGCGCCACUCCUCUUGGAGGAUUUUAAGAGAACCUGGCUGGACCUGGGCUUCCCCGCACCCCCACCAACGUUUAACGCUCUAAGGAGCUCAUUGGCCACUCAUGCGAAAACAUGGCUAAAUAACAUCAUCCCGGAUUCCGCCAUACAGCUAGACUGGCUAAUGUGCCACAUAGCUGACGGAGCCUGGGGAGUGGGAGCUAUUUUGUUAGUAACUGUAUACAUUCCACCCAGCACUAAUAACAGCAACAGAGAGGCAGCACUAAAUGAACUGUACCAAGCUAUCAGUGAGCAAGGGCCAGCCCACCCAGAUAGAUUUCUUAUUCUUGCUGGGGAUUUUAACUCUGCCAAUCCAAAGUCUGUUUUACCCAAGCUACACAAACAUGUUGAUUUCCCGACAAGAGGAAAUAAUACACUGGACCUUGAUUUCACUAACAACAAAGGAGCAUACAAGGCUGCCCCCUCCCCCACCUCGGACUCUCUGACCACAUCACAGUUAUGCUAA